Neltuma alba is the source of this 1262-nucleotide messenger RNA. RefSeq names its product phosphopantothenate--cysteine ligase 2-like. Lineage: Eukaryota; Viridiplantae; Streptophyta; Magnoliopsida; Fabales; Fabaceae. The record is from RefSeq and is a predicted model, not a curated record. The transcript has 10 exons. Bases 35 to 1138 code for a protein of 367 amino acids.
UCACUUAUGAUUGGGUGCAUUCGCCCCCUUUUAGAUGCUUCACCUCGCAAUCUAUUGUCAUCUGAAUUUUCCGUUCAAAUUUGGGUUAUCUUGCUAUUGCCUUACUGAUUUUGAAUAUUGGUUUGCUUCAUUGGGAUAUUGCGGUGGAAUUAUUAGGCAAUUCAUGGAUUCAGUCAAGGGAUUGCAAACUCCGCAGCUAACUUUUGAACAGGAAGUGAAAGCAUUUUUUGAUUCAGCUCCUCCUUUGCAAAACAGUAAUGAAAUAAGUGAAAAAUUGAACGAAUUUAUUGCACGCAACUCUUUGCCUUCUGAUGGGAAUGCCAGAAGAGUAGUUUGUGUGACAUCUGGCGGCACCACUGCUCCAUUAGAGCAACGGUGUGUUCGAUAUGUUGACAAUUUCAGUUCAGGUCAUAGAGGAGCCACAUCUACAGAGUAUUUUCUGCAGGCUGGAUAUGCUGUCAUCUUUCUUUAUCGAAGGGGAAGUUUCCAGCCGUUUUGCAGAUCCCUGCCUGAUGAUCCUUUACUUGAAUGCUUUGAGGCUACCAGUGAUUGCAAUAUUCGAGUUCGCGAGGCUCAUGCUGAAGCAGUGAAGAGGGCUAUCAUUGAUCAUCAUGCUGCAGUAGCAGACGGUCUCCUAUUAAAACUUCCAUACAGUACAAUAUUUGAGUAUCUUCAGAUGCUGCAAAUGACUGCAGUGUCAAUGAGGUGCCUUGGGCCACGUGCAAUGUUCUAUCUUUCAGCUGCAGUAUCUGAUUUUUACGUUCCUUGGAAGGACAUGGUGGAGCACAAAAUUCAGUCAGGAUCUCACAUUUUGGACGUGAAACUCGUUCAAGUGCCAAAAAUGUUGUCGGUGCUAAGGGAAGAUUGGGCUCCAUCUGCCUUCUGCAUAUCUUUCAAGUUAGAGACAGAUACAAACAUUCUUCUGAAGAAGGCUGAUAAGGCUCUUGAAAAGUACAAGAUGCAUGCUGUUGUUGCAAACGAACUCUCCACUCGCAAGGAGGAAGUGGUGGUCGUCACUAGUUCUGAGAAGACUACUGUUCGGCGGAAUAAGAGUCAACCUGGUGAUGUUGUAGAGAAUCCCCUAAUUAAGCUCCUUUCUGGGAAACAUUUAGCUUACAUUGAAGAAUCUAGCAGAUGAGUCAAAACAACGAGAUCCUGAUCAGCUGUGUUUUUGGGUCACCAAAACUUUCGUUUGCAUUUGAUAACUUCAUCAUCCCUAAGAAGGAUGAGAAGAAAUAGACGCACUAUAAGUUAUAAAAACA